UUUUUAUCGCCUCCAUAGCUUUUAUAUUCUUGUAGGACCCCACAGUUUCUAUUAUUCAUUUUUUCUUCCCUGACUCGUCAAGAUCAAAAGAAACUCAAUACAAACCCUCCUACAGGACACCACCCCCUUCAGGAAUCUCUCUUGAGUCUGCCAAAAAUUCAAUGGAAGAUUACAACAGAUCAAGGUCAUAUGCUAAUGGGAUGAUGCAGCUGGCAGCCUACCAUGGACCACCUAGGCCUUCAGCUUCUUAUGAUCUCAGGUGCUAUAGUGCUUCCUAUGCACAGUCCCAGAUGGCUAACAACUAUAACACAGAAAACAACAGGGACUGCAAGUUGAAGAAAGGGAAGAGUACUUCUGGCUCAUCUUCUUCAAAGUCAUGGAGCUUUUCUGACCCUGAGUUCCAGAGGAAGAAAAGGGUUGCUAGCUACAAGAUGUAUAGUGUAGAAGGUAAGGUCAAAGGGUCCUUGAGGAGGAGCUUCAGGUGGCUUAAAGAUAAGUACACACAAGUUGUCUAUGGGUGGUGGUGAUUAUGGCAGUUGGGCCCUUGUUUCUUGUUGCUCCUCUUUAUGUUUUUCUUGCUUGAAUUCAAGGUAUGUGUGAAAAAAGUUUAAAUUUUUGUGUUAAAGAGAAAAUUUUUGAUAAAAUUGUUGAUGUGGUUGGCCACAUGUGGACUAGCUUGAUUGUAAAUUCGGUUACUGCUGUUCUAUUACCUAGAACAAGUUUUCUGGGUGUAUAUUUAAGUGUUAAAUCCUUUCAAAUUUUUGGUGGUCUUAUGAUCAAGAGGCGUUGACCACCUGAUUUCCUGGGCUUUCUCACAGUCUUAUUCUAUAAAUCGUUGAUUAUUUCACCAGUUUGUUAACGAAAAUGAAUGGGUUCAAUUCGGUAAUUGACAAUAAUAACUGUCUUUAUUCCCUAGGAAAAGGAGUUUUUCUUUUUUUUGGUAGCUUUGAGGAUAGCCUUCUUCCGCAAAUACGCAGCUCUUGUUGAAGGAACUUUUGUCAUCUUAUUGUGUUAAGGGUAUGCAUUUGAUGCUUGAUUGUUCUAGAGAAUAAACCUACUGUCAGAACCAUAUUUGAUCAUUUUGAACUCAUAGGUCUUUUCUGGUAUUAUGAAAUUAUGAGUUGCAGCAUAUCUAUGCAUGGACUAUAUGGUUUCUGGUUACAUUUUCUUUAUGAAUUGACUUUUAGACCUUUGCUACUAAGCAAUAAAGUUGUAUUGAUCCUCUAAAGGGUGCAGCGUUUAUAACUUAAUCACUUUUUCCUGGGUGUAACUGAUGUGCAAUCUUUGUACCUAGGAAAUGCUGAUCAGGUGCCUUGCAAUUGCAUUAUUUAUUUCCUAGUUAGUGUCUUUUCCUGCAAUUAUUUAUUAAUUUGGAAGAUAACAUUUAGGGGAUUAACCUGCUUAUCUUUGCCCUUUUAUCGGUCUCAGUCGUAAUAUCCACGUAAUUUUCCUUGUGAAAUUUCCUUCUCACGCUUAAGUAGUGCAUAGGGAUAUGCCAUCCAUCUCAGCAGUGUUUCAUAAAUUUUUCUACCAUGGUAGUUGAGGACCACUUUUGAGUUCUAUCUUGUGAUAGAUUCUAUGCCAACUUAUGUACUUCAAACCUCAUAGUAUUAACUUAUUUUUACAGUUUAAUGUUCUCUUGUUUCAGAAAGCCCUUUAGUACAUAUUUAAUUUCUUCUGGUUCAUGAUUUGAGAAACAAGUUGCAUAAAGUAAGAUUGCAUUAUAUAUGUCAUGUAUCAUGGUUCCUUGUUUGCCUUGGACUUUAAUGUUUUAAAGCCUUCUUCAGUUGAUUAACAAUGACCCUAACUUUAGGCCAUCUCUAGCUGAUACUCACAACCAGCAUUUGUUCCUUAUAGGACUAAUAAGUGGUCGAUUUUACCUUACCAAGAUGUCUUUGUUUAUAUUGCUUUGUAAACUAGGUAUCCGGAUUUACAGAAUUAGAACGUUAGCAUAUAAUUUGAAGACAUAUUUGAGGAAGAAAAAGGAAAUAUGGCAGUGCUUGUUUUCUGAUGCCUUACAUCUCUUUUUAAACUUGUAUUUAUCUUCUUCUUUCUCUACGUUCCUCCAUUUGCUAUAUCACUUCAUUUUAGCUUAUUCAUUCUGAAGCCAUUAACAGCACAUUAUAGCGAAAUUGGAUAUGAGCUACCUUUCAGGGGAGUUUGGAAUGCCAUUGAAAUGAAAAUCUCAAUGGAAGGAGUGACAUACUGGGAUGUCAUUUUCAUUAAUUUGCUUGCUGUAGUUAUGGUGAAGUCAUUUCACUACAAAGUCAGCUCUUCUGCAAUACUUUAUUAGUUUUUACUCGAAGUAAAGCCAUCACAAAUGUCAUCUUUUGGUACAUAUCUUGAUCUUAUCACUCUGGGGUGUUCUUAAGUUGUCAGAUCAUGACUCAGGCAUUACAUCCUCUCAGGAGUUCGGGUUUCUCAAUAGAUCCUUGUGGCAUAUCUUUGAAUUUGUGUUUCCAAUUAUCAUGGUGUGGGAUGGCAGUUUCCUUUUCUUUUAAAAUAAAGAAACAAAAAAAAACUGAUUAGUGAUUCCUGUGUUAGUUACUUUCACAGUUGUGAAGCAUAAUUGCUUCAGUCAAUCAAGAUCACCCCUUUUUUUCUCUCUCAUAAUCCUCUUUACAAUAUAGACAUUAGCCAUUGGCGUGAAUCAUGCAGAUUGUCAUUAUUCAUCAUGAGUGCAUUAAAGCAUUAGCAAUUGGCAUUAUCGAAUGCGCUAGGGUUUGAAUCAUUCUCUUUCGGUCUGACAUCUAAUCUGUUUUUCAUGCUAACCUGUUCGAAUGAUACGAGUCAUUCUCUAACCAAAUGUAGGCAGAGUAUUGUAACUUGAGAAACUGUGCCACAUUCCAAUCAACUAUCUAUAUAUAGCAGCAGUAAAAAAUUUUACUAAAAGACUAAAGAGACAUGGCCUAGUAGUUUGCACUCGUCUUGUGUUAGCGAAGCAGGAGUAAAUCCCUUGGUCGAGCUUCACAAGAUCUCCACUAACAAGGGGCCUUCAAUUUACAGAAGCUCAGCCGAAAAGAUAAAAAGGCAGGUGGGGGGUACCAUUUGCAAUUUGAGAGUGAUCGCCCCCCAUUCCUCGUCGCAGUUGGGGAGGCAAUUACUCUGUUCAGUCUCCAUGCCUCUGGCUGUGGCAGGGAUGGCAAUUCUUCCGACCUAUGGCUGCCAGGCAGUUAGGCCAGCAAAUGCUUUUCUUCCAUUUCUCAAAUACUAACACUAAAAUUAAGGUGAGGGUCAAUAGAGAAAUUGGCAAUUUUUGGCCUCGGCCAAUCCUAACCGACAAGGGGAAAAAUAUUACUCUCAUGUAAACCUUUUAUAUCAAAUCAGCAUAAAUCAAAUUUUCCUGAUAGACAAUUUUUUUUUUUAUCAAACGUAGCUGUAAUUAACAUUUAAUGAAUUAUUAGUAGAUAUUUUGUUUGGGUAUGAACGACUCAAAUUUUGAUGUUGACUGUACACUUACCAAGAACAAAACUGAAGGGGAGAUUCUUAUAAUUAUACCAGAAAAUUUGCCUUAACCUUCAUCAAUCAACAGAGACACUACUAUUCUGUUGUUGCACCUCGCUGUACCCCUUCUCCUCUCCUCUCUUCCUUUUUGCCGAUUAAUAAUAAAAGAAUCUAACCAUUUUUAUAGAAUUCGAGUAAAUAGGAAAAGGUAUUGUUGCCAGACACGUUUCUAUUCCUUCCAAUCAUCCAUUCCAUCAAAUCGCACGCGAGAACAUGCCAUGGAACUAGCAAACGACAGCCUUCGCCAAAUGCCAACCCUGAAAUCCGAAUGAUUAAAAGAGCCGGUUAACGUAAGGUAGCGACAACAAAGCCACUGGCUGACAAAUAAAUUCCUGCCUUUAGGUUAUAAAAAAAA
This is a messenger RNA of Durio zibethinus, 3859 nucleotides long. The record is from RefSeq and is a predicted model, not a curated record. NCBI's taxonomy places the organism in Eukaryota, Viridiplantae, Streptophyta, Magnoliopsida, Malvales, Malvaceae.